GCCCCCCCCGGGGCUGUGUGUGUGUGUGUGACUGACCCCCCCGGGGCAGUGUGUGUACCUGAGUGCAGGAAGUCGGGGGCUCAGUGUCAGACUGUGGUAUUUACCGGUGGAGCCGCUGCGCCAAUGGUUACACGGGGCCGUGAUGACCUCCUGGUGACGGUCAGCAAUGGGAAAAAGGUCUAAAGCUGAUGGCAGCUUCCAGAUUAUUUGAAUUUGGCAUUGGAUUAUAGAAAAGCAUUGCACAACCUGUCUCUGAGCCCUCAAGAAGUGGACUUGGUUUCACAGCAGGCAGGUCAGAGUUUCUCACAUGAGCAUCUGGAUUGAGCAGCUGAUGUCGAGAGCCUGGUACGUAGCAUUGGACUUGCACCUGAAGAACAUCAGUGUGGCUGGCACGUCACAAUCUGUCCAAUAAAGGUCUUCCCAACACGCUGAAGGAUGAACUUGGUGUGAAGCAGGAACACCGAUCCUCUGAGCCCUUCACUGGCUGAGAAAAAUGAACCUGAAACCACAUUCUAAUAAAAUCAAGCUGUUUGCAGUUCUUCUACUCCUUACAGUGAUCGUGGUUUGUAUCUUCCUGCAACCGACACUGAAAACAAACUGGGUUCAGUAUGAAACCUGCCUGACGGAUCAUUCCAACCUUGGCAACAGCUUGGACAUUGCAAAUUUUACAAAAAACACUCGUCUGUUUCUCACGUUAGAGGAUGCCUGGUGGAAGCCACAGGGAAAGGCAACUCACGAGCUUCCAUAUGGAGUGAAAGGCACAGAGAAAUUUAUGGUGAAGAUAUUAGCUCGAAUCCAGUACCACAUGCCUGAAAAUAUACACAGAUUACCGUGUAAGACGUGUGUUGUCAUUGGCAAUGGAUACAACCUGAAAAACAGUUCCCUUGGAGACGUGAUCGACAAAUAUGACAUUGUUUUUAGGCUGAAUGAUGCCCCAGUCAGAGGCUAUGAGAAAGACGUCGGCAGCAAAACUACGAUAACUUUUUACCCGGAGUCGGCUGUGGUGGACCCGAGUAUUGAGAACACACCUGACACCCUCCUGGUCUUCCUGCUGUUCAAACCAGCUGACGCUCGCUGGCUCAUGGAGACUCUGUACAAUGAGAAAAGACUUAGGAAAGGAUUCUGGAAAGCUCCUCCCUUGCUCUGGCAUGGUGACCCCACCAAAACCCGGGUUCUGAACCCCUAUUACCCACACCAGGCGGCCACCAAGUUACUCCACGUCCCUCUCAACGUCCCUCCGAAGUCAAAGAAGAAAAUUGUCCACCCAACCACUGGCUUCAUUGCUGUCACCGUGGCUCUCAAUUACUGUGAUGAAGUCCACAUUGCCGGCUUUGGUUACCCCUUAAACCAGAAUAACUUUCCCAUUCAUUACUACAGCAAAACAACCAUGAAAGAAAUGGCUAAUUCUGGACACAAUGUCACCCACGAGCACCUGUUCCUGAGAAAACUGGCGGCCGCUGGAGCCAUCAAAUACCUGGUUUUGUGAUGUUUCCGAGAGAGAAAAACUCGUCAUAUUUCUCAAGCAUUUUUUUUUGAGCGAUUGUGAGGUUGUGUCACCCUCACUGGAAGCCAAAGUCUCCUCGUUCUGACCUGCGUUCAGCCAUAGACCAGCAAGUACCUGAACUUAAAGAAGAAAGCAAAGGCGGGGUCUCUUGUGUUCGGAACAUUGUUUGUGCCAGUGAUGAGGGGAUGGAGAUUUGCUACUUUGCACCUGCAGUGACUACUGUUGACUGCGAGGAGGGAAGAUGGACUCAGUGAGAGAUCGUUACUCACACCCCGGGAAUGAGCUGGACAUCAAGACCUCGACCAUCGGCUUCUGAAAGAGACAGAGAUGGAUUGCGUCGAUUCCUUUACUGCCCAACCUGUUUCACCUUGUAAUUGUCGUCAGAUUCUUGUGCUUAAACUC
Molecule: messenger RNA, 1906 nt
Organism: Callorhinchus milii (elephant shark)
Lineage: Eukaryota; Metazoa; Chordata; Chondrichthyes; Chimaeriformes; Callorhinchidae
Product: CMP-N-acetylneuraminate-beta-galactosamide-alpha-2,3-sialyltransferase 4
Biological process (GO): glycolipid biosynthetic process
Molecular function (GO): sialyltransferase activity
Source: RefSeq, a predicted model, not a curated record